ACACUCAGGAGGGAAGAAGCAGCCUUUAUCAGAAGAUCUGACUGAUAACUUUCUUAUCCAGUUUUAAUUUGGCUUCUAUUCUUUGACAGCUCGCUGGAUGAGAUGCAUUGCCUGAGCAGAAAGCCCAGGUCAUAUCUACUGAACUCCUACAGUGAUUUCCAGGAGACCGACGAGAUUGCCAGAGAAUCAUAUGAGGCCACCUGGUUAGACCUACUGAUGGAGACAAGACCAGAAUACAAGAGGACAUGUGUCGAGAAGGAUUCAGUGAGAAAGGAGAGCUAUGAAAGCAAGCAGGUGGUUCAUUUCACAGUCAGACGCUUCCUAAACCAAACCAUUCACAUGGGGAGAGAGGGGGAGCCACUGCAGCAAUAUAAUUUACCUUACAAAAACAUUCUUCCAAUACCAAUAUUUGUGCCCAGAGAUGUCACACAGCCUGACAUCACCCGGGAGCCCUCUCCCUCCGGAAUAAAAUCUGCCAUGGACUCUGAGACUAGUUUAAAUGGUCUUUGCCUUCAGAAGAGAGAGGUCUCGUCCAUCACCGAACAUAAGCCAAGGGUAAUCCAACCCAGGAGUCCAGACUUCAGAGCGUCCAGCCUCAUCUCUCCCCCACGAGACACACUCGGCUUCCAGCGACGAGAAUGAUGAGCUGAUGAAAGCUGCCUGCCAUCAUGGACACGGAUACAAUGACAAGUAUGGUGGGUGACCUCACUCACACUUAAAUACCAAAGCCUUCAAGAGACCUACGUGCUCACAAUUUCAGCUGAGACUACCAGAGAAAUUGAAUUAAAGGAAGAUACCAUAAAAAAGUAUUGUUAAGCAUAAAAUGAAUGUCAUGCUAUUUAACCAUAUGUUUUAUCAUUUGAAACAUUGUUGUUCUCUGUAUUUAUUUACAAUAAAUGCCACUUGGUGUGUU
This is a messenger RNA of Carassius auratus (goldfish), 913 nucleotides long. RefSeq names its product telethonin-like. The coding region runs from base 103 to 642 and encodes 179 amino acids. Gene Ontology annotation, biological process: cardiac muscle tissue morphogenesis; cardiac myofibril assembly; detection of muscle stretch. Gene Ontology annotation, cellular component: Z disc. Lineage: Eukaryota; Metazoa; Chordata; Actinopteri; Cypriniformes; Cyprinidae. Gene Ontology annotation, molecular function: titin binding; protein-macromolecule adaptor activity; titin Z domain binding. The transcript is spliced from 2 exons. The record is from RefSeq and is a predicted model, not a curated record.